Capsella rubella is the source of this 1153-nucleotide messenger RNA. Its product is annotated as ribosome biogenesis protein BRX1 homolog 2. The record is from RefSeq and is a predicted model, not a curated record. Gene Ontology annotation, cellular component: nucleolus. Gene Ontology annotation, molecular function: rRNA binding. The coding region runs from base 52 to 1014 and encodes 320 amino acids. The transcript is spliced from 7 exons. Lineage: Eukaryota; Viridiplantae; Streptophyta; Magnoliopsida; Brassicales; Brassicaceae. Gene Ontology annotation, biological process: rRNA processing; ribosomal large subunit assembly.
UUGCGUUGGUUUCACUUGUCAACGUCUCUGCGCGAACGGAAAAGCAAAAAAAUGGGGAGGAAGAGGAAGCACAGCGAGACGGAAGCUCCGGCACCGGUGAAGAAGAGCGAAGAGUCUGCUCCAGAGAGACCCAAGAGAACUUUAUUGGGUUGGAAAGAUAAAAGCGAAGGAGAGGCGGAGAAAUCUAAAGCUUUGUCUUCGUCUGUAUUCAGGAAUAAAGAGAAGGUUUUGGUUACUUGUUCCCGUCGGAUUAGUUUCAGGUAUCGGCAUCUGAUGUUGAACAUGGUUUCACUUCUACCGCACUGUAAGAAGGAUAGCAAAGUUGAAGCUAAGAGCAGCAAAGGCGCCACUUUGAAUGAGCUUAUUGAGCUUAAGGGUUCUUCUUCCUGUUUGUUUUUCGAGUGUAGGAAACAUAAAGAUCUUUACUUAUGGAUGGUCAAAUCCCCUGGUGGACCGUCUGUGAAGUUCUUGGUUAAUGCUGUACACACGAUGGAAGAGCUGAAACUUACUGGAAAUCAUCUAAAAGGGUCACGUCCGCUUUUGACAUUCUCAUCCAAUUUUGAGAAAGAUGCGCACUGGAAACUCUUGAAGGAGAUGCUUACUCAGAUAUUUGGAAUUCCUAAGGAACACAGGAAAUCUAAACCCUAUCAUGACCAUGUAUUCGUUUUCUCCAUUAUCGAUGACCAUAUAUGGUUCCGGAAUUACCAGAUAUCAGUUCCUCACAAUGAAUCAGAUAAAAUUGCUAAAGGCGGCCUGGAUAAAAUGACCCUUAUCGAGGUUGGUCCAAGGUUUUGUUUAAAUCCAAUCAAGAUAUUCGGAGGCAGCUUUGGAGGACCAACACUUUAUGAGAAUCCAUUCUAUGUAUCUCCAAAUCAGAUUCGAGCUCUGGAGAAGAGAAAUAAAGCCGGGAAAUUUGCUAAAAAGAUCAAGGCGAAGACAAGGAGAAAGAUGCAUGAGCUCUCAAACCCAUUGGAGCCUGAUGAGUUUGCAGAUAUGUGGAAAGAUGAUGAAUGAUCAGAGUUCAAGAAAUUGUACCAGUUCACAUUUCUCUUACUGUUCUUUUAGUUUUUCCCUUAUCAAACAGAAUCAGAUUUUGUCUUACAAUGAUAUGUUUAGGGGUUAAAGCUUUAUUAAUUUUGGUUUGCAACGUUAA